UCACGGCGGCCCCAGCGGCAUCUGCGCUGUCCCGGCGCUCGGGGGUGGCUUGUCCCCGUCCCCGCUGCGGGGACUGCGGGAGGGGACGGGCGCUGGGUGGCCCUCGCUGUGUCCCUGGUGCGUGCAGCCUUUCCCAUGACCCCGGGGCCGGCAGUGCAGCAGGGUGGGUGAGGUGGCCGCGGCCAGCUUGGGGACACUGCAGGGUCACCAUCCCUGUCCCCCUCGCACGCACACGGCUGCCAGGUGACUCAGCUUGGGGUGCCCCUGGGCUGUCGCCAGCGUGUCCCCAGGGGCCAGGGCUUGGCUUCUGCGUCGGUUUCUGUCCUUCGAUGUCCCCUGGCUCCGUGCCGUGGCUGGGAUAUUGUCCCCUCCGUGGGACACGGCGCCUCGAGACGGGGCUGAUGGAGGCUUUGGGGCUUUGGAGGACUUGGGACAGUGGUGCUGGUGACAGGUAGGAGGAGGGACCGGCAGGAGCCAGCCCGUCCCGGGUCUCUGGAGCUGGGAGCUUCAGGGCAGUGGGUCCUGUCCCAGCUGGGUGACAUGGGACAGCCUGGCUCUGCUGAUCCCAAGUCCCAGAGCCCACUGUGCCAGCCGGGAGCUGAGAGGCUCCAUGUGCACCGAGCUGUGCCCGUUCUCAGCAGCAGCCGGAGGAGCCAGCAGGGCCAGACCGGGCACCAGUGUCACCACAGGGUCACCGAGCCGGAGCACGCUGCACAGAGCGAGAUGGUGGCACAGAGAACCCGGCAGCAUCCCCUGGGCUGAGGUCCCUGUGCCACGCGCCCCGUGCCAGCCUUGUCCCCUGUCCCCUCACAGCUUUGACCUGGAGAAUGGUCCCCCAGGCCGGGGCGCGCUGGACCCCCAGGCCAGCCCGGGCGCGGGGCUGGUCCUGCAGGGCACCUUCACCCAUGGCCAGCGCCGCGAGUCCUUCCUGUACCGCUCCGACAGCGACUACGACCUGUCCCCAAAAGCCAUGUCCCGCAACUCCUCCAUCGCCAGCGACCUGCACGGAGAAGACAUGAUCGUCACACCCUUUGCCCAGGUCCUGGCCAGCCUCCGCACUGUCCGCAGCAACCUGACCCACCUCCAGGACCGCGCCGGCAUCAAGCGAGGAUCGAGCAGCAGCCUGCCCUCGGGGAGCAAGACCAGCCUCUCCGCAGAAGAUGCCCACCAGAAGCUCUCACGGGAGACCCUGGAGGAGCUGGAUUGGUGCUUGGACCAGCUGGAGACGCUGCAGACCAGGCACUCGGUCAGCGAGAUGGCCUCCAACAAGUUCAAGCGGAUGCUGAACCGGGAGCUGUCGCACCUCUCGGAGACCAGCCGCUCCGGGAACCAGGUCUCCGAGUACAUCUCCAGCACCUUCCUGGACAAGCAGCACGAGGUGGAGAUCCCCUCGGCACUGGCAAAGGACAAGGAGAAGGAGCGGAGGAAGCGCCCCAUGUCCCAGAUCAGCGGCGUCAGGAAGCUGAAGCACGGCUCCAGCCUGGCCGCCGCCGGCAUCCCCCGCUUCGGGGUGCGCACGGACCACGAGGUGCUGCUGGCCAAGGAGCUGGAGGACACCAACAAGUGGGGGCUCGACGUGUUCAAAGUCGCCGAGUACUCGGGGAACCGCCCGCUGACCGUCAUCAUGUACAGCAUCUUCCAGGAGCGUGACCUGAUGAAGACCUUCCGCAUCCCCGUCAACACCUUCAUCACCUACAUGCUGACGCUGGAGGAUCACUACCACGCCGACGUGGCCUACCACAACAACCUGCACGCCGCCGACGUGGCGCAGUCCACGCACGUCCUCCUCUCCACACCUGCGCUGGAGGCCGUCUUCACAGACCUGGAGAUCAUGGCUGCCAUCUUCGCCAGCGCCAUCCACGACGUUGAUCACCCCGGCGUCUCCAACCAGUUCCUCAUCAACACCAACUCGGAGCUGGCGCUGAUGUACAACGACGCCUCGGUGCUGGAGAAUCACCACCUGGCCGUGGGCUUCAAGCUCCUCCAGGAGGAGAACUGCGACAUCUUCCAGAACCUGAGCAGGAAGCAGAGGCAGACGCUCCGUAAAAUGGUCAUCGACAUGGUGUUGGCCACGGACAUGUCCAAGCACAUGAACCUGCUGGCGGAUCUGAAGACCAUGGUGGAGACCAAGAAGGUGACCAGCCUGGGGGUGCUGCUGCUGGACAACUACUCUGACCGGAUCCAGGUCCUGCAGAACAUGGUGCACUGCGCCGACCUCAGCAACCCCACGAAGCCUCUGGAGCUGUACCGGCAGUGGACCGAUCGCAUCAUGGUGGAGUUCUUCCACCAGGGAGACCGGGAGCGGGAGAAGGGCAUGGAGAUCAGCCCCAUGUGUGACAAGCACACCGCUUCCGUGGAGAAGUCUCAGGUGGGAUUCAUUGACUUCAUCGCCCACCCGCUCUGGGAGACGUGGGCCGACCUCGUGCACCCCGACGCCCAGGAGCUGCUGGACACGCUGGAGGACAACCGGGAAUGGUACCAGAGCAUGAUCCCGCGCAGCCCCUCCCCUCCGCCCGAGGGACCCGCCGUGUCCCCCGCCACCACCGACAAGUUCCAGUUCGAGCUGACGCUGGAGGAGGAGGAGGAGGAGGGUGAGUCGGACACGGAGCUGGAGGGCGCCGAGAGCCCCUUGGACGAGGACAACAGCGGCUCCAAGACACCCGGCACGGAUGACUCAGAGUCUGCCGACACCAAGCGCCUGUCCCCCGGCCCCGGGGACCGGGACUCGCCCGUCCCCCGCCCCAGGGACGUGGACAACCAGCGGGCGCUGGAGGGGACCCUGCCGAAGGACGGUGGCAGCGGGUGCUCCGUGCCAGGGCCCGAGGGCAGCCAGGGGCUGUGUCUGGACACAGAGGGCAAUGUCACAUUCCUGUCCCUGGGCACGUAGCAGCACCGUGGGUCCCCUCGCUGCCCGGGGACAGCGGGGAGCUGGCACCGGGGAGCACCGGCACUGUAGGGACUUGGAGGCACCCGGGUUGUGUCCCCGUUUGUCAGCUGGGCAGGUCCUGACAGGUACGAGGACGCUGCUGUCCUUCUCCCUGCUGCCAGCUGCUGGGAAAGGUCCCUGUCCCCCUCAGACAGGGCGUGGGGACACCGUGCUGUGGCCCCAGCCCUGUGCCGGGCACAUCCCACCCCGCAGGGCUGGAGGAAGGUUCCAGCACCUUUCCAGGUGUCCCCUUGCAGGACAGCAGCCUCAUGGUGGGAUGAGGUGGGCAGAGGGUGCUGCUGGCACCCCCAGGCACCGGCGCACGGCACGGGCACGACUCCGUGGUUUAUUUAUUUGGGAAUAGGUUCACUUUUUAAAGCCUUUUGUAGCUCACUUUUUACUACGAGCCUCUCCGAAGCUCACACACAUUUUUGGGGCGGAAAGGUGCAUUUUUGGGGAGGGAAGUUGCAUUUCCCCUCUUCGAUCACUCAAGACACCAUUUGUAUUUCACAUUUCGGACCCUGGCGGGUGCUGUCACCCACUCCACCCCCCCAUCUCCAGCGUUCUGCCUGGGGCAGGGUCCUUUGGGAUUCUUCCUUCACCUUCCAGAGAUUAAACCCGGUUUGUUCCACCCUAAA
This is a messenger RNA of Parus major (Great Tit), 3564 nucleotides long. RefSeq names its product phosphodiesterase 4C (gene PDE4C). Gene Ontology annotation, molecular function: 3',5'-cyclic-AMP phosphodiesterase activity. Bases 611 to 2887 code for a protein of 758 amino acids. Lineage: Eukaryota; Metazoa; Chordata; Aves; Passeriformes; Paridae. Gene Ontology annotation, biological process: signal transduction. Gene Ontology annotation, cellular component: cytosol; nucleus; perinuclear region of cytoplasm. The transcript has 14 exons. The record is from RefSeq and is a predicted model, not a curated record.